GGCCGGUAUCGGCCGGUCAGUGGUGAGCGCGCCGGCCGCCGGCAGCAUGAGCGCCGCGGCGCCGAUCGUGUCUGCCCGGUCAUGUCGCGUGACCUGUACGGAGAGCCGCCGGCCGGGCGCGCCGCUCGCCGCGCCGAGCCGGUGACGGGCGCCUUUCCGCCGGCGUCGGGCGGAGCCGGCCGCGGCGGCAGUCCGCUGGUGCGCCGCAGCCGCUACAGCCGCUCCACGAGCAACUCGCCGCUGCCCGGCGAGCCGCGGCGCGUGCCGCACUCGGCCUCCUCGUCGCACAUCAACUCGUACCCGGACGAGCUGGCCAGCCCGGGUAUGGACCACCUGGACCGGGGCGGGCCGCGCGCCAACUCGCACCACCGCUCGCGAUCCACGUCGCGCGGCGCCUCGUCGCGCGGUUACCAUGGUGACGGACAUGAGCGCGAGUUUGUGCCCAUCCGCGAACCGCCGCCGCGCGACCGACCCGACCUCGGCAUGCCGCCCAGACGAGAACGCUCGCUCGAGCGCGGCAUGCGAGACGGGAUGCGCGACAGCAUGCGUGACAGCAUGCGAGAUGGCAUGCGAGACGGUCUCCGUGACGGGAUGUUGGACGAUGAGGGUCUGUACGGGCCGCCGCCGGGGCACCACAUGUCGCGCUCGGCUCGCCAGUCGCCCAGUGCCGACUUUGGCGGCAAGCACGGCGGCACGCGCGACUCGUAUAUUGUGGAGAUGCAGGCGCAGAACGGCGAGUUUCACCGAGAGCUGAGCCAGCUCAAAAAGGAGCUGGAACUCACCAACCAGAAGCUCGGUUCCAGUAUGCACAGCAUCAAAACUUUCUGGUCGCCGGAACUGAAGAAGGAGCGACAGAUGCGCAAAGACGAGUCGGCCAAGUACAGCCUGAUGAACGACCAGAUCAAGCUGCUGACGGCCGAGAACCAG
Molecule: messenger RNA, 927 nt
Organism: Amphibalanus amphitrite
Lineage: Eukaryota; Metazoa; Arthropoda; Thecostraca; Balanomorpha; Balanidae
Exons: 1
Biological process (GO): maintenance of presynaptic active zone structure; neuromuscular synaptic transmission; regulation of synaptic plasticity
Cellular component (GO): cytoskeleton of presynaptic active zone
Molecular function (GO): structural constituent of presynaptic active zone
Source: RefSeq, a predicted model, not a curated record